UCAUUUGUAAGAAUGCCGGUGAGACGACGCUCUUGUCCACCUGAUCAACUAGUGUGUUGUACCACUUCCGUUAUUUUUACGGAGACACAUUUUGGGUUCAUAAAGUGAAUAAAAUCCCAUGAAAAAAUAUCACGAUUUUUGUGGUACAUGAUUCUGUGAUGGUUGUUUUUAUGAGUCGUGAAAAGCAAGUGAAGAAAUAAUUUUUUCUUUUCGGGAGUGUUUUUCAAAAGCAUACGUUUCGGAAUACCUUAGAAGAUAACGGGAGUUCUUUGUCAAAGGAUUGCUCCAUGCUGCAUCCCAGGAAAUAAGAAAAGAUGGCGGUCUUCGGUUUGAUGUCGGCCGUAGCUGGCUUUGUUAAAGUACGGUACUUAAUAGACAAGGCUAUUAUCGAUAAUAUGAUAUUUAGAGCACACUACAGAAUUACUUCUGCGAUUCUCUUUGCAUGUUGCAUCAUCGUUACUGCAAAUAAUUUAAUAGGUGAUCCGAUCAACUGCAUAUCCGACAAUGCAGUACCUUCGCAUGUGAUAAAUACCUUUUGCUGGAUUACACACACAUUUUCCCUACCUACGAACUUUAAUAAGCCUUCGUCGCAUGUGGCACACCCUGGAUUGGGAGGUGAUACUGGUGAGAAAAGGUAUCACUCCUACUACCAGUGGGUACCUUUCAUGCUGUUCUUUCAAGGGAUACUUUUUUACGUUCCACACUGGAUGUGGAAACAAUGGGAAGAAGGAAAGAUCAGAAUGAUUUCUGAAGGCAUGAGAGGUGCUAUGCUUGAAAGUAAACAGGAACGUCAAGCUAGAGCGCAUCGUCUUGUUCAAUACAUUCUCGAUACAAUGCAUCUGCACAACAGUUAUGCGGCUGGAUAUUUCUUCUGUGAGGCCUUAAAUUUUGUUAAUGUUAUUAUGAACAUGUUCUUCAUUGACAGUUUUCUAGGUGGAGCCUUCUUCACAUACGGAACAGAAGUAGUGAAAUUUAAUGGAAUGAAUCAGGAGAAUCGUCAGGAUCCAAUGAUAGAAAUUUUCCCGCGAGUUACCAAGUGCACUUUCCACAAAUUCGGAGCUUCAGGAACAAUCCAAAAAUUGGAUGCUCUCUGCGUUUUGGCUUUAAAUAUUCUGAACGAGAAAAUCUACAUUUUCCUGUGGUUCUGGUUCAUUAUUUUGGCCACUAUGUCUGGAAUCGCUCUUGCAUAUAGUACGGCUGUUAUACUAUUACCUAGUUCCCGCGAAUGGAUUAUUAAAAAGCGAUUUAAGUUCAGUACACCAGCUGCAGUUAAAUCACUCAUAAGAAAAACACAGGUUGGAGAUUUUCUGCUUCUACAUCUUUUGGGUCAAAAUAUGAACAUGAUGGUAUUCACCGAAGUACUGGAUGAAUUGUGUCACCGUUUGCACUUAGGAUCUAGUAGUGGAGCAUCCCCAGCUUCAAUGCCAUCAGCACCUAGUACUCUGGAGAUGUCUCCCAUCUAUCCAGAAAUCGAGAAGUUUGCUAAGGAUACUGAAAUCUAAGUUUUUUUUUGUGAUACUACGGAGGCUGACUCUGGACGCCGUAAGGUCGAAUAGAAAGUUUGUUCUGUCAACUAGUUAUCCUGCCUGGCUCUACCUGUGCGGAACAAUACGAAUCGAAAACUAGUCCUUCUCCUGAUUUCAUUUCUUGGACGAAUCAUCGAUUGCCAGUUACAUGGGAAGCACCGAGGUCAAAAAAAAAUCAUCCACUUACAGUGUCAUUUUGCUAUAUUCUUAUCACAAGAUCGACAAAGAGCAAAGAUUAGGACAGAAAGAAGCACGCACGAUGCAAUCACGGCUCUCAAUGUAUAACAUUGUACAUACAUAUAUCGAAUUGCCAAUUAAUGAAAUUCGAAAUGAUUCUCUGAUUAAGAAAAGCGUUGCACGUUAUUCUACGCGAUAGAAGACACGCAUCAAGUCCCCUAUUUUUAGGACUUGCGAAAAUGGUACAAUGUCUUGUCUACUCAGCAAUGCAAUAACAUAAAAGACAAUGAGGUUUAGGAUAGAGAAGAAUUUGGCCAGGUAAAAAAAAUGCGUACGGAGUAGCACUUUAUACGAUUGUCGGCUCACUGCGGAGCGAUGGGCUGUGACUUGAAUGUUCUGUAUGCAACGUGAAAUCCAAUAUUUCUAGGCUUGAUAAAAAAAAAAAAAAGAAAAAAAAAGAAAAAAGCACCUAGGCAAUAUUCCCUCGACAAAAACAAUAAUUUAUGCGUCUUACCUCACAGAAUAGCUUUUAGCAUACGCGUGAUGGUGAUUAUUAGACAAUUAUGAUUAGGUGGCGCUAUUACACGACUAGGACCAAUCAAUCAAAAGUGCAAGCGAAAUUCAAUAUUUAAAUGCAGAGGAGCGAGUCUAUCUCUCUCUUUUGACAUUGCACAAUUCCGUCCAGGGUGUGUAAUACAAUUUUUGUAUUUAACGGUUGUGUACAUUCAGAAAUUUAAUAAAUUUCUUGCCCUUUUUAAAUCAAAAGACACUGAACCCUCCCCCCCAAGUAUUAUAGCUUUCUAUAGUUUUCAAUUACAAUCCGAAGAAGCAUGUAUCCUCUAAGAUCAUCUGAUGUCAUGUUUGCAUUCAAAGAGCCAAGAUAAAAAAAGAAAUGCCUGUGGCGUGCAUGUUUUAGUUUGUCACAAAUGAAUACCUUUCAUUUCAUUAUUUAUUCAUGAAUGCUUGCGAAUGCCCUGGACAGAUUGAAGAACUUUGAAACUUGGAAGAAUAGACAUAUGUUGAGAUAUAGCUUGAAAACUAUUCAAUGCCUGUAAAAUGCGAACGGGUUGUCUAGCAUAAUUCUUGUUUUUACACUUUCUAUUACAAUCUAUUUCUUUAUGUUUAAAGAGGUUUAGCUUCAGCUGCCGAAUAGCCGACGGAAUAUGUCAACGUGGCUGAUUAAAGCAAUGACAAUUACAAUAAUGUUGCGAUUUUUUUUUUGUAGUAAAUAGGUUUUGAAUAUACAUAUAUGUAUAGUUUAUACGAUCCCGUCCUGAGUGAUAUAUUAAGAUAGCCUUUCGAGGAAGAGAAAAAGAAACGGAUCGAUUAGGUAUAAUAGUUAUCUAUGAUGUGCCUUUACAAAGUUUAAAAAAAAAAUAGGAUAAUAAAAACUACAAAACGGAAAUAUAUGCUCACUUGUAAUAAUUUCGCGUGAAGUGAGAGGAAGACUGCAAUUUUGUGCAACGCCGUCAAUAGUUGUGAAACGUAGGUAAAAAUAAAGAAAUUUCUUGUAA
Molecule: messenger RNA, 3217 nt
Organism: Belonocnema kinseyi
Lineage: Eukaryota; Metazoa; Arthropoda; Insecta; Hymenoptera; Cynipidae
Gene: Inx3
Product: innexin inx3
Exons: 5
Coding region: 315-1502 (395 amino acids)
Biological process (GO): phototransduction
Cellular component (GO): plasma membrane; gap junction
Molecular function (GO): gap junction channel activity
Source: RefSeq, a predicted model, not a curated record